CUCAUUCAGCAUCAUAUCGUUAUACAGACAGCAGAUAAUACUCAUAACUCUGUUUACUGGAUAUGAUUUCUAUGUGGAUGAUCUACUACAUGAUGACGAAAGCUACCUUGAUGGACAGAGAAGCAGAUGGAAAAAAACUGAGCGAAGGCUGCAGCACAACUAAGAAUCAAAACUCCUUCACUGUCACCAUGGAAACCAGUGAACAAUCGGUGCUGCCAAUGGACUGUGAAGAGGAGGUUGCUGUGGCUAAUUCACCUGAGCCGGGGAAGGAUUUCAGUGCAGAUGAAGAGCAAGUUUGUGAGGCACGCUCAGCAGAUUCCUCUGAGGAGAAAGUGAUGCUCGGUACAACAUUAACCGACCAACUGGUCCUGCACUGCACUGACACGCCCGCUCAGGAUCAAAGGGAAGUUUUAAUAGAGCUCAACAGAAAUGAGUCGAUCACUUCAUCGGUCUCUGACACGCUCUCCAGCGCUGACAGUGUUUAUGAGAAUGAGGCCCAUCGGAAGACACAGGAAACACCAGAACAAGACCCUGAGACCCAACACAGUCUUAGGCCAGAGCCAGAACCUGAGCAAUAUACAGAGGCAGAACAAAACCCUGAACCAGAGCAAAACCCUGAACCAGAGCAAUACCCUGAGCCUAAGGAUUUCCUUGAAAUGGAGGAAUAUCCAGAACCAGAGUUAUACCCUGAGCCAGAUCAAGAUCCUGAGCUUGAGUUAUACCCUGAGCCAGAACAAGAUCCUGAGCUUGAGUUAUACCCUGAGCCAGAUCAAGAUCCUGAGCUUGAGUUAUACCCUGAGCCAGAUCAAGAUCCUGAGCUUGAGUUAUACCCUGAGCCAGAACAAGAUCCUGACCUUGAGUUAUACCCUGAACCAGAACAAGAUCCUGAUCUGGAGUUAUUCCCAGAGCCAGAUCAAGAUCCUGAGCUUGAGUUAUUCCCAGAGCCAGAUCAAGAUCCCGAGCUUGAGUUAUACCCUGAGCCAGAGCAAGACCCUGACCUAGAUUUAUACCCUGAUCCAGACCCUGAGGUUGAGGAUGAUUUUAAUGAUGGAUAUACAAAUCCAAAUCCAAAAAUUCCAUUUGAGAUACCCAUCACAGAAGAAUCAAUACUGGAACACUGCAUUAGAGAAGAGGCCAUGUCAGAUGCAUCCAAUGAAUCCUGCCAUGACCUUGAUCCUGAUGAAAUAGAUGAAUGUCUCAGAGUUGAAAUCGCUGCCGCUUCCUCAGACAGUGAGACAGAUGAGAAAUGGCGAACCAUAUUCUCCUCUUCUAUAAAUAAGGAAGACGAUGAUUCAUAUUUGGACAGUCUUCAGCUGAGUGCCCAGGAGCUCUUUGUGCAGAAAGUUGAGUCGACAGACUUUGAGGAACCAGACGCUGAUGCAGAAGAGGCUUUGUUAGAUGUUCCACAAACAGAGGAAGUACUGGAACAACCUGACGAUACUAUUUACUCCCCUGCCCCGACACAAGAGGUCAAAUAUAACCUCUUAGGCCUCCAAGGUUUGUCCAAGAUCUCCGAAGAUGAGAGUGAAAAUAGUAGAGACGCCAAUCAUAACCACACCGUCCACGAAGAGCAAAUCAAUGCAGACCAAAGCAAGAAGCUACCAAAAGACUUCUGUGUCAUACAGGAGACGAAGAGCGAGAACGUCAGCACGGAGCAUGUAGACUUCCAGCUAGCUCGUAAACAGUGGCGGGAAAUGGAGGAGCAAACCCGGAACAGGGUUGUGUUACCGACAACCAAGCAGCCCAGUCUCCACAGCAGCCACAGCUUCAUGUACACACCCGUCCGUCACAUUGAAAGAAUCCACAAGAAAUCACAUGAACUGGAAAACUUGAAUCUGGUUGGGGAUUAUCCUCACACCCAAUUCAGCCCUUGCUCAGAGGAUUCUGGUCUGGAUGAUUCCAGCUACAGGUCUCCUUAUGAUGACCCAGAAACCCCAAUUGAAAGAGAGAUUCGCUUAUCGAUGGAGAGAGAGGAAAACUUCCGGAGAGAGCGGGGUUUCUCCAGGAUGGGCAAGUCAACCGAUUGUGCUCCAUCAAGAGGAAUCCCCAGAUCCAUCAGCACUCCACUCACGCCCUCCUUCAUCAUCUCCUCCUCACCCACGAAGGAACCGCUGAAACAUGAAGUGUCAGCAAACAAUGUCAUUAUCCUUGAACCCAACAACGAUUUCACCUCCAGCCCCAGACAUGGAAAAGACAACAUGGCGGCCCGCUCUGGUGAGUGGCGUUCCGAGGACAACAGUUCCAAUCUCAUCAUCCUGGAGACGUCUAAUCUGAUUAUCCGCAGUGCCUCAGAUUUCUCCAUCAACAAAACAUACGAACAGCCCCAGGAGAAAAUGUUCCUGAACAACCCCUUCUUCAAGCUGCGCUCAAGAAGCACCAUGUCACUGGUGGAUGAAGAGAUUAAGAUGGUGAAGCAGAGGGAGGAAGAGCUGAAGAAAGAGAGAGCCACCCUGUACGGGGAAGACAGGUUCGACGCAGACAGACUGUUGUCAGGUCACAUGGACAGUUUGGCUUUUGACACUUCAGAUAAGUGCAAGUCCUCGCCAUCGUCGCCAAUGAAAACAAGCCACAGGAUGGAUCGCUCUGCUUUGUCCUGUGAUCACAGAUUUCCAGAGGUCUACACAGCAGGAAGACGUAAGAGUGCCAUGGCUCUGCGCUGGGAGGCGGGCGAGUUUACAAAGAACGACUGAAGAGGAACAGGAAGUCAACAGUUUGCCAUAUUAGGGCGUUUAAUGUCAGUGUUGUUCUCAUUCAAUUUAAAUUAAGUAUUGCGAUUGUUUGUUUCAUGUUGUGACAUAACAAACUGCUUCUGUGAUGCUUUCGGCAAGAAAAAUAAUGUCUGUGGCCACAUGUGGACAGUUCAGAAGAACUGACUGUAACAUUGACAGGGGUAACUCUGACUGUAACAUUGACAGGGGUAACUCUGACUGUAACAUUGACAGGGGUAACUCUUGAUACUGUUUCCACACUUGUCUUUAUUAUGUCAAAAACAACAUUCAUAUCUGCAAGGCUGCUGGUUUCAGCUGUUAUUAGGCUACAGUGUCUACUAUAUGUAGUUGUAGUGUUUAUUAUAAGAUUGAUUGAAACCGUGCCAACACACACUAAACUCCAUUCUUAACCCCGGUAAAUGAAAAGGGUGUCAAUCCUAUAAUUAGUUACAAUCUACAGAAAGACCAACAAGGCCGUGUUAUCACCUGAUGUAUCAUGCAAUAAUAUUCAAUGCUGUCCUUACAGGUGGAUCAUCUGCUGCCUUGUUGUCGAGCAGAAACUGAACCCGCCUGUGUGCUCUGCUUCCCGAUUGGGCCUUUACUAUUACAACAUAAAUACAGUAAUCACAUGUCACUGAAAGUGUUGUUGAUGACUAUAAUCAAGGUGUCGUGCAGUUAAAAAUAAUAUCACACUUUGACUGAGUGAAUGAGACAAAUCAGUCGACCACAGUGACGACGUAUCCUGAUACAAACUGUGUCGAGAUGCAGUUUCAUGUUGAUUAUUCUUUAAUGCCAGAGAGAUUGCAUCAUAACAACUAUUUGGAGUUAGAACUCUAAAUAACUGGGUUGGCGUCUCGUUUGGUCAGCGGAAAGAAAAAAUUAAAAAACCAUCAGUGUAUAGACACGCCCCCUGACAGGAAACAAUGCAGUUCAUCCCAUAGACGUGUACAGUAGACAUGUCUGUUUUCAUCAUAAGAGUGAAGAGGGUGGAUAGAUGUUGUGUGAUCCCGGGUAAGGAGAGACUAAACUAUGGUCCUGGAUCAUCAGUGUCAUGUAAAUAAUGGAUGUGUUAACGUUGCCGUGCAGACUUGUACGUCAGUGAGACUGAGUCCAUUACUAACCCGAGAGUUCACAACAAAAUCCAUCGCUUGUGUUUGUUCCCGUCUCUCUCGUCUUCUAUCGCUCAUAGCAGUGAUUCCCCGCCUCCAUCUCGCUCAUCUGGAUUGAGCAUGCGCGUUAAAGCAUGCACGCUGUAUCCAUUUAUUUAUUUAGAUAUUUAUUUAUUUAUUUAUUUAAUUCAUUUAAUUAAUAAACCUAUUCAAACAAGUAAGAAACCACAGAAUGACGAAAAUCAAAUGAGCAUAAAGUGAAUAAACAACAAAGACAGCGACCGUGAACGCCAGCACUCGAGAGAGAGGGGUGUGGUUAUGACAUCAUUGUCAGUGUAGUGUAUUGUGUACCGUUUCUGUGUGGCUGAAUCUAAAAUGCAGAUUCCAUACAACACUUUAGUGGAUUUAAAACCAGGUCUGAACCGCUGAGUAAUGGUUUUGGCUGUGUCAUGUGACCAUGUCACCUUUAACUGGAAGGUUCGAUCCCCAGUUCCUGUCGUCUACAUGUCAGUGUGAAUUGCUUGUAGCUCCCGUGCUAGUUAUGAAUGGGUUUGAAUGAUGUGAUGGAAAAAAUGUUGUGUGUGACUAUUGCAUUUAAAAAGAAGUUGAUCUUACCUGCUGUCUUACAGUAAAGUCAAAAGUGCUUGGAAGACAGAAGACGUUGUUGCUGCUGCGUGUUGGACACAUACAUAUAUAUAUAUAUACAUAUAUAUACAUAUAUAUAUAUAUAUAUAUAUAGAUAUUUUGAAGUCUUUGCUCAACUUUUCUGGACUUUGUAACUGUUUUUAAAUGAGAUUUAAAAACAUAUUUUGAUGUUAUUGUCUUGAUGAAGUAGACGCUACAUUGCUCAGUGUGUAUUGCAUUUCCGUACGUUGCUUUUUUCUGCCGUCAUUCAUGUUUCAGGGUGAGCAAUAAUAGCAAAGCUGUCCCAGCACAGAGAGGCGAUGAAAUGAAUGCAUCCGCGCAAUAUACGAAACACGCGAUCCACAGAUCGUCACUGUUGUUUUAAUGAGGAAACAUUUAAAUAUGCAUUUAAGAAUCAUUUGAGUUGUCUCCAUGUGAUUCCUUACAACCGGUGGUCAGACAAUCCAAUAAGAACAGCGCUGCCUCAGACGACAUAGAAUGUCCUUCAUCUUAAAUGUCAUGUCAGUGCUGAGGAAAUGACACAUACAAAUCAGAUGACAAUAGAUUUUAUUCUUUAUAUAAAAGCCCUAUAAAAGGAUGUUUACUUAUAUAGAGUGAGACUAGAGUGUGUAUAUACUUGUACAUGUGCAAUCAUAUUCUAACACUACUGUCAGAUUCAGCAAUUAUUCCAUUCUCAUGAUGUGACAGGACGUGUAGGAUUCAUCUCUGUAGUUCACGCUGAGAUGAAUUCUGCAAUCACAUGUUUUCUUAAAUAAAAACAGAUUUUAAAAAGGCAAUAUUUCAUAAAAUUCACAAAGCCUUGAUAUUUGCGGUGACUCUCAAAAGCAGCUUUCAUGAUCUCGAUGCGUCCCUCACCUUGAAAUGCAUUGUUUUACGUUCGUUUACGUUUGUUUGCUUCAUUGUUAAAGUAGAGCUUACAAUUCUCAACGAUGACUUGCUGUGAAAUGCCCCUGCCUGGACAUUUGAGACUGGGGCAUUCACCUCAUCUUCAUCUUCAUCUUCAUGCAAGUGCUGAAGACAUUAGUGCAACAAUAAAAGAUUAAUAAAUGUGUGAAAAUAG
This is a messenger RNA of Solea senegalensis (Senegalese sole), 5522 nucleotides long. It is a transcript of the gene palmdb, whose product is annotated as palmdelphin b. The record is from RefSeq and is a predicted model, not a curated record. The transcript is spliced from 4 exons. Gene Ontology annotation, cellular component: cytoplasm. NCBI's taxonomy places the organism in Eukaryota, Metazoa, Chordata, Actinopteri, Pleuronectiformes, Soleidae. The coding region runs from base 63 to 2690 and encodes 875 amino acids.